Anoplophora glabripennis (Asian longhorned beetle) is the source of this 1418-nucleotide messenger RNA. Its product is annotated as acetylcholine receptor subunit alpha-like. Gene Ontology annotation, biological process: monoatomic ion transport. Gene Ontology annotation, cellular component: membrane. Lineage: Eukaryota; Metazoa; Arthropoda; Insecta; Coleoptera; Cerambycidae. The record is from RefSeq and is a predicted model, not a curated record. The transcript is spliced from 4 exons. The annotation marks the transcript as partial.
CAUAUGUGUGACAGUAGUGGUCUUGAACGUUCAUUUUCGUUCGCCGCAGACCCACAAGAUGUCGCCCUGGGUGAAGAGGGUGUUCAUUCACAUCCUCCCUAGACUAUUAGUCAUGAAGAGGCCUACUUAUGUCUUCGAAACCAACAGCAAAUUUCUGGCCAACCGUUUCAUAACGAGGGGUAGAGAGCCCUCCACCUGCCUCUACCCCUACCACACCACCGUUCACAGGGAGGACUCCAGUCCCAAGAGGAGAUUCCCGAGCAGGACACCGAGCAAGGAAGACUUAUCUCCAAGCCUCGCCGACGGCGGUCCCUUCGGGGGCAGCUGCCAGAUCCACGGGCCCGUCGCCAUGGCACACUCGGAGUCGGAGGAGCUGGCCGGCCCCGGGGACAACGACAACGGCUUGAAGAGUCCGGUGCUGAGGAAUCCGGCGUACUCGCACAGCCGGUGUCCUCCGGAGAUUCACAAGUCCUGCUUCUGUGUCCGCUUCAUCGCCGAGCACACCAAGAUGCUGGAGGACUCGACGAAGGUGAAGGAGGACUGGAAGUACGUCGCGAUGGUGCUGGACAGGCUGUUCCUGUGGAUAUUCACCCUCGCGGUGCUCGUGGGAACGGCGGGCAUCAUUCUGCAGGCCCCCACGCUCUACGACGACAGGAUCCCCAUCGACAAGAAGUUCUCCGAGUUCGCCACCACCACCGUCGUGCGGUGUCCGCCCCCGCAAUAGGGGCGUACGCCCCCGGCGAGUGCCUACACUUCAUCCCAUCGUCGUCAUCGAACAUCACCACUGUUAUGUAAAUAUAAGAAUGUGUAUUUUUUAAGAUCGCCGACCAGGGUUCGCGUAGGGGCGCCCGGAUGCCCGACCACGCCUAAUUAUAUUUGUACAGGGUAAGCGAAAACCUUUCUACAAGUAAUGCUUUAAUACGCACCGUUGAAAUUUGUUCCAUGGUCUAUUUAACGGUAUGUUGAUCUUCCUGUUUUGUUUUUAUAAAGUGUUGGAUAAUUAUGUAUCUUUGGAAAGCGAUUUUUUUGGUUCUUCAUCAGCUAACAUCUUCAAAUUUUGUUCCAUGGUCGAUUUAAAGAAAUUUGGAUCUUGUUAUUUCAUCUUUAUAAAAUAUUGGGCAAUUCUGGACCUUUGAGAAGAUUUGUAAAUUUUACGCCAGUUGACAUAUUUAAAUUUUGUUCCAUGGUCUAUUUAACGAUAUGUUGGUCUUCCUGUUCUGUAGUUAUAAAGUAAUGGAUAAUUCUAUACCUUUUGAAGAGGAUUAUUCAGGUUUUUCAUUAGAUAAUUUCUUCAAAUUUUGUUCCCUGGUCGGUUUAAAGAAAUUUGGAUCUUGAUCUUUUUAUUUCAUCUUUAUAAAAUAUUGGGUAAUUCUGGACCAUUGGAAAAGGAUUUGUAUGUAUUACGCCAGUUGACAUCU